This is a messenger RNA of Ipomoea triloba (trilobed morning glory), 408 nucleotides long. Its product is annotated as ferritin, chloroplastic-like. Lineage: Eukaryota; Viridiplantae; Streptophyta; Magnoliopsida; Solanales; Convolvulaceae. The coding region runs from base 1 to 408 and encodes 135 amino acids. Gene Ontology annotation, cellular component: cytoplasm. Gene Ontology annotation, molecular function: ferric iron binding; ferrous iron binding. The transcript has 7 exons. The record is from RefSeq and is a predicted model, not a curated record. Gene Ontology annotation, biological process: intracellular iron ion homeostasis; iron ion transport.
AUGGCACAAGUGUGUGAUAUUGGAAGAAGGGAACACGCUGAGAAGCUUAUGAAAUAUCAGAACACCCGAGGAGGAAGGGUGAAGCUGCACUCUAUUCUGAUGCCUCCUCCUGAGUUUGACAACAACGAAAAAGGUGAUGCGUUGCAUGCAAUGGAGCUAGCGCUUUCAUUGGAAAAGUUGGUGAAUGAGAAGCUCCUGAACCUGUAUGCUGUAGCUGAUAAGAACAAUGAUGCUGAACUACAAGAUUUUGUUGAGAGAGAGUUCUUGGAGGAGCAGAGCAAGAGCGGUGUUAUAAUGUUAUCCUUCAGUGACAUUAGCACUAGUGAUGUUAACUUUUACGAAAAUAAUGAAAUCAUCCGGAAGCAACUGGAUGGAUUUCUGUACCCAAAAAGACAGAAAAUUGACUAA